Molecule: messenger RNA, 1797 nt
Organism: Penicillium atrosanguineum
Lineage: Eukaryota; Fungi; Ascomycota; Eurotiomycetes; Eurotiales; Aspergillaceae
Exons: 1
Coding region: 1-1797 (598 amino acids)
Biological process (GO): transmembrane transport; amino acid transport
Cellular component (GO): membrane
Molecular function (GO): transmembrane transporter activity
Source: RefSeq, a predicted model, not a curated record
AUGGAACCCGGCCGUCCUUUAUCUGUAUCCUCAGACGCUAUCCAAUGCGUCGGACAGGGCGGAUCAUUUGUCGUGGAGCCCGAAAAAGGUCCCCCGCCUAUGGAUGAACAGGCCUUGGCCAGGCUUGGAAAGAAGCAAGUACUCAAACGACGAUUCGGCUUCUUUUCGAUUGUCGGCUUCGCCAUGGCUGAGCUGAUUACAUGGGAAACUGUUCUCACCAUGUUUUACCAAUCAUAUGAUAACGGUGGCCCAGCAGGUGCUAUUUAUGGCUACAUCAUCGCCUGUCUUUCAACGCUGUCGGUAUAUACCGUUAUUGCAGAACUGACUUCUAUGGCUCCCAUCGCAGGUGGCCAAUAUUAUUGGGUUUACAUGCUAGCCCCGUCGCGGUGGAAGAAGGUGUCUAGCUAUUUAAUCGGUUGGCUCACAUGCAUGGCAUGGAUCGCGACGAUCGCAACCGAGACAAUAUUUCUUGGAACCAUGAUCGAAGGCCUAAUUGCGCUGAACAAUCCUUAUUUCGCACAGCAACGGUGGCAGAAUACUUUGUUGGCAUGGGCUAGCGUGGCAGGCACCUUCUUUAUCAACGUCCUGGGGCCAAAUAUCCUUCCCCGAUUCGAAAUUUUCAUCUUGGUGCUACAUUUGACUGGCUUUAUCGCUGUUACAGCGACACUUCUCGCUAUGUCAUAUCCUAAGAAAUCGGCAGCCUUCGUUUUCCAAACAUCGCUAAACGGGGGAGGCUGGCCUACGCAAGGUAUAUCAUACUGCGUCGGCUUUAUCGGAAACAUUGCAACCUUUGCCGGAGCGGAUGCAAGUGUUCAUAUGGCCGAAGAGGUCUCGAAUGCUGCUGUCGUGAUUCCUCGUGCAAUAAUCUCCGGCAUGUCCCUUAAUAGCGCUCUCGGGCUAUCGAUGAUGCUCACUAUUUUGUUCUGCCUCGGAGACGUCGAUGUUCUAGGUGCCACGGGAUUCCCUUUUAUCCAGAUCUUUUAUAAUAGCACGGGAUCAUAUAUAGGUGCCUCCUUCAUGACGGCUAUCAUUACGGUCCUAACUGGGGCUUGUUCCGUCGGUAUUGCCACUACGGCGUCUCGAAUGACAUGGUCCUUUGCACGCGACCAAGGCCUACCAUUCUCCCGUUUCCUGAAAAAAGUGAAUAAUAGCACUAAAGUCCCUAUUAUCUCUGUCUCGGUUGUCUGUGGAUUUUCCUGCAUCCUCAGUCUUAUCUAUAUCGGGUCCGACACUGCCUUCAACGAUGUAAUCUCCCUGGUCGUGACCGGAUUCUAUUGCACCUACUUCCUCCCAAGUGCGUUUCUACUUUACCAUCGAAUCAAGGGACACAUUCUGCCCCACGGAGCAACAACUCUCAAUGGUCUCCCCGAUAUAGCCACCAGCACCGCUUCUACUACUGAGAAGGGCCAUACCACUGUCAAGCGCCCGCACAGCCCAGAAUGCGAUAGCUCCCAGGAGAACAACCCCCAGAUAGAAACUUCUCAGGCUCCUUUAAUCUGGGGUCCAUGGAAAGUCCCUGGAAUUCUUGGUGUUAUGAACAACAUGUACGCUUGUGUGUAUAUGCUGUUUGUCCUCUUCUGGAGUGUGUGGCCCUCGGAAACUCCCGUGGAUUAUACGACUAUGAAUUAUAGCAUAGUUGUCACUGGGGGUGUAGUGAUCUUGAGUUGUCUAUGGUAUUGGCUUCGGGCAAGGAAGGAAUAUAAUGGCCCACUAAUUGAUGAAGAGAUCGCUGAGAUCAUGCACCUCGGCUCAGGUGCGAUGCCUGGGGCAUUUUCCAGCACAGUUCCCUCUUUUUAG